Messenger RNA from Homo sapiens (human), 891 nucleotides. RefSeq lists its product as uncharacterized. The record is from RefSeq and is a predicted model, not a curated record. The transcript has 2 exons. Lineage: Eukaryota; Metazoa; Chordata; Mammalia; Primates; Hominidae. Bases 59 to 679 code for a protein of 206 amino acids.
CGUCGGAGCCUGCGGGAGGGUGGUGGUGGUGGUGGUGGUGGCCUCGCCCGCCUCACUCAUGCCUCCUCCUCCUCUGCUCUCGCUCAGGCGCCUCGGUGGCGGUUGGUCGGCGGUUAGCGCGGCUGGUGGUCGCGGCGGCCGGGGCUCGCUCUCGGGGAGGCCGGGGCGGAUCUCGCGGCGCAGGCGGCGGCGGCCGAGGUGGGGUCGCGCGGCGGAGGCGGCUCGAGCUUCGUGCUGCGCGCUCUCUCUUGGGCUCCUCGCUCGAUCUUACUGCCCCAAAAAUGGCCCCGCACAAGUUUUUCUAGGCGGCGCACCGGCCCGGGAGGGAAGGGCGGGCGAGGGGAGAGGGUGGGGAAACUUGGCUCGGGAGUCGGGCCCUGGACUCUCAUUAGCAUUUAAAGGCGCCCGGUGCGCUUUCUAUGGCUCCAAUCCGCCGGGACGCGAGCGCGCGGGUCGCGUUGCAGAACCAAGGAAAGCCAGGGUGAACGGGGCGCCCGGGUUGUCUUCUGGAGCGUUCCGAGGAGCCCGCGCUGCUGACCCUUUGUUGGAGCGGGGUGCAUUGGCUCUCCUCCCUCAACCCGUCUUGACACCCGCAGCUGACAAGGAGAGAAUUACAUUACAAGAAAAAAAAGUAAGGAGAUUGAACUCUUCAAACCGAUCCAACAGUAAAGCCUUUUAAAAAAAUUCAUCCUUGGAAGUAAUUCAUAACUAACAGGUGUGAUCUCCAACCUCUGGAAGACCCUAAAAUAAUUACAGAUGCACCCUGGGAUUUCCUAGAAUUUGUGCUGGACUGGCUUCCAAAACUACUCAUCAUUGUCAUCCAAACAAAGCAGUGAGCAGCUGGAAGUUGUUGGUAUUGUACUAAAUAAAUCUAAAGAAAAUUAGAACAAA